Molecule: messenger RNA, 7055 nt
Organism: Alosa alosa (allis shad)
Lineage: Eukaryota; Metazoa; Chordata; Actinopteri; Clupeiformes; Clupeidae
Gene: ints1
Product: integrator complex subunit 1
Exons: 48
Coding region: 141-6707 (2188 amino acids)
Biological process (GO): U2 snRNA 3'-end processing
Cellular component (GO): integrator complex
Source: RefSeq, a predicted model, not a curated record
ACACCAUUUCCGGUCCGGUGAGAAAACAUGGAAGCACAGUGAGAAACAUUGUCUUGCAUUUUGUUUGAUGCAUUUACACAAUUCACGCCGCGAGCUUUGUGUCUGUACUUCUUACACAGACAAACCUCAGUGGAUGCAUAAUGAAUCGUCCCAAACCUACUGCACUCCGGCGACCUAGCGCUGCAAAACCUUCAGGCCAUCCUCCACCUGGGGAUUUCAUUGCCCUCGGUUCGAAAAGUCAAGUCACUGAGCCCAAAGCACCUGCCCUUCUGAAGCCAACAGCAGCAGGCUUGCCGUCUGACCGCAAGAGAGAAACUUCCUCUGCUAUUCCAUCCUCCUCUGGUCUGUCCAGCUUGGCUAAGCGCCCAAAACUCUCCUCUACACCACCCAUAAGUGCACUUGGACGCCUGGCUGAUGUUGCAGCAGUUGACAAGAGAGCCAUUUCACCAUCAAUCAAGGAGCCAUCUGUUGUGCCCAUUGAAGUCCCACCUGCUGUGCUGCUGGAUGAGAUUGAGGCUGCUGAGGCAGAGGGAAAUGAUGACCGCAUCGAGGGCGUGCUCUGUGGUGCCGUCAAGCAGCUCAAGAUGAACCGGGCCAAACCGGACAUCACACUCUAUCUCAGUCUGAUGUUCCUGGCCAAAAUCAAGCCAAAUGUCUUUGCCACUGAGGGUGUGAUUGAGGCGUUGUGUAGCCUUCUGAGACGAGAUGCCUCCAUCAAUUUCAAAGCCAAAGGGAACAGCUUGGUGUCUGUGCUGGCCUGCAACCUCCUGAUGGCAGCUUACGAAGAGGAUGAAAACUGGCCAGAGAUCUUUGUCAAAGUGUACAUUGAAGAUUCAUUGGGAGAGCGUAUAUGGGUGGACAGUUCCCAUUGCAAGACGUUUGUGGACAACAUCCAGACUGCCUUCAGCACCAAGAUGCCCCCCAAGAGCAUGCUGCUACAGGCAGACACAGGCCGUUCAGGAGGUGACCUUAGCGCAGGUAAUAGUCCACACCCCUCCACCCCAGACGAAGAUGACAGCCAGGCGGAGCUGCUGAUCGCCGAGGACAAACUCAGCCCAGAGGACGACGAACAGGUGAUGCCCAGGUAUGAGGAGUUGGCUGAGAGCGUGGAGGAGUAUGUGCUGGACGUACUGCGAGACCAGCUGAACCGCCGGCAGCCGAUGGACAACGUGUCCAGGAACCUGCUGAGGCUGCUGACCGCCACCUGUGGAUACAAGGAGGUGCGUCUGAUGGCUAUCCAGAGGCUAGAGAUGUGGCUGCAGAACCCUAAGUUGACGCGCCCAGCUCAGGACCUGCUUAUGUCUCUGUGCAUGAACUGCAAGACACACGGCGCUGACGACAUGGAGGUGGUCUCCAACCUCAUCAAAAUCCGCCUGAAGCCCAAAGUGCUCCUCAACCACUACAUGCUGUGUGUCAGGGAGCUCCUGAACGCCCACAGGGAUAAUUUGGGGACCAUGGUAAAGCUUGUAAUCUUCAACGAACUGUCCAAUGCCCGCAACCCCAACAACAUGCAGGUGCUCCACACCGUGCUCCAGCAUAGCCCAGAGCAGGCGCCAAAGUUUCUAGCCAUGGUGUUCCAGGACCUGCUGACCAACAAGGACGACUACCUGCGCGCCUCGCGGGCUCUGCUGCGGGAGAUCAUCAAGCAGACCAAACACGAGAUCAACUUCCAGUCCUUCUGCCUGGGCCUCAUGCAGGAGAGGAAGGAGCCCACCUACGUGGACAUGGAGUUCAAAGAGCGUUUUGUCAUUCAGGUGACCGAUCUGCUGACCGUCUCCAUGAUGCUGGGCAUAACCGCACAAGUCAAGGAGGCUGGUGUCGCCUGGGACAAAGGAGAAAAGAAGAAUCUGGAAGCGCUGAGGUCUUUCCAGAACCAGAUUGCAGCCAUCCAGAGAGACGCCGUGUGGUGGAUCCACUCCGUCAUUCCCACCAUCAGCAAACUGGGAGCCAAAGACUAUGUCCACUGCCUUCACAAAGUCCUUUUCACAGAGCAGCCUGAGACGUAUUACAAGUGGGACAAUUGGCCUCCUGAGAGCGAUAGAAACUUUUUCCUGCGCCUGUGCUCUGAGGUGCCCCUGCUGGAGGACACCCUGAUGCGCAUCCUGGUGAUCGGACUGUCACGUGACAUGCCCCUGGGCCCGGCCGACGCCAUGGAGCUCGCCGACCACCUGGUGAAGCGGGCCGCCGGCGUGCAGUCAGACGACCUGGAUGUGUUGAAAGUGGAGAGGAUCCAGCUGAUCGAUGCUGUCCUGAACUUGUGUACUUAUCACCACCCGGAGAACAUUCAGCUGCCCACUGGCUAUCAGGCCCCAAAUCUGGCCAUUUCAACCCUUUACUGGAAGGCCUGGCUCCUGUUGUUGGUGGUGGCUGCGUUUAAUCCCCAGAAGAUAGGUCUGGCCGCCUGGGAUGGAUAUCCCACUCUCAAGAUGCUCAUGGAGAUGGUGAUGACCAAUAACUACUCCUAUCCACCAUGUACGGUGGCCGACGAGGAGACCAAGACGGAGAUGAUCAACCGUGAGCUGCAGAUGUCCCAGCGAGAGAAGCAGGAGAUCCUGGCCUUCGAGAGUCACCUGGCCGCCGCCUCCACCAAGCAGACCAUCACCGAGACCAACAGCCUGCUGCUCUCCCAGCUCACCAGCCUCGACCCACAGGGUCCCCCUCGCCGGCCCCCACCCCCCAUCCUGGAGCAGGUGAAGACCCUGAACCAGUCGCUGCGCCUGGGACACCUGCUCUGCCGCAGUCGCAACCCCGACUUCCUGCUCAACAUCAUCCAGAGACAGGCUUCCUCCCAGUCCAUGCCCUGGCUAGCAGAUCUGGUCCAGUCCAGCGAGGGGUCCUUAGAUGUGUUGCCCGUGCAGUGCCUGUGUGAAUUUCUGCUUCACGAUGCAGCUGAUGACGUGACUGCCAUGGAAGAUGAUGACGAGGUAGAGAGCAAAGAGCAGAGGACCAAGAGGAGACAGAGGCAGCAGAAGCAGCGUCAGCUCCUCCUGCGUCUGCAGGACCUGCUGCUGGGGCCCAAAGCUGAUGAGCAGACCACCUGUGAGGUGCUGGACUACUUCCUGCGCCGCCUCAGCUCCUCGCAGGUGGCCUCCAGGGUCCUGGCCAUGAAGGGUUUGUCUCUGGUGCUGACCGAGGGCGAACUGAAGGACGGCGAGGAGCGCGACCAGCCCAUGGAGGAGGACUCGGGUGACGCUGAGCUCCUCCCCUCCUACCAGUGGCUGCUGCAGGACCUGCCCAAGCUCCCGCUCUUCAACAGCGUCAGGACCAUGACGGCCAGUGCGCUGCAGCAGGCCAUUCACGUGGAGACUGAUCCUCAGACCAUCAGUGCCUACCUCAUCUACCUGUCCCAGCAUGCACCAGUGGAGGAACAGAGUCUGCACAACGACCUGGCUCUGGAUGUGGCCAGACUGAUAGUGGAGCGCUCCACCAUCAUGAACUGCCUCUUCUCGAAGCACUCGUGCCGGCCGGAGUCGGACGCUGUGCUCUCGGCACUCACCUCCAUCUUCUCCGCCUACACCCGCCGGAUGAGGAAGACCAAGGAGGGAGAGGACCUCUACAGCUGGUCGGAAUCUCAGGAUCAAGUGUUUCUGCGCUGGACCACUGGGGAGACUGCUACCAUGCACAUUCUGGUGGUGCAUGCCAUGGUCAUCCUGCUGACCCUGGGACCACCCAAAGGGGAAAGUGAUUUCUACAACCUCCUGGACAUCUGGUUUCCUGAUAAGAAGCCUCUCCCCACCGCCUUCCUGGUGGACACCUCAGAGGAAGCCCUCCUGUUGCCUGAUUGGUUAAAGCUGAGGAUGAUCCGCUCAGAGGUCUCCCGAUUGGUUGAUGCAGCUCUGCAGGAUCUGGAGCCCCAGCAGCUGCUGCUGUUUGUCCAGUCCUUUGGCAUCCCCGUGUCCAGCAUGAGCAAGCUGCUGCAGUACUUGGACCAGACGGUGUCCCACGACCCCCAGGCUCUAGAGCAGAACAUCAUGGACAAGAACUACAUGGCCCAUCUGGUUGAGGUGCAGCACGAGCGUGGAGCCACUGGGGGGCACACUUUCCACUCCCUGCUGAGCGCCUCACUCCCACCCCGCACUGAUGCUGCAGAGGUGAGCAAGGCUAAGGUUACCGUGGAGACGCCCCACGGGUCGGUGAAAAUGAGAACAACCACUCAGCUGCCAGUCAUCGGGCCAGAGGAUGACCUCACUGCCAUUCUGCUUCAGCUCUUCCCUCUGAAGGUGGACCCUCGCUGGCCCCAGCCGCCGGCGCGGUCGCUGUCUCUGGCUCUGCAGCAGGCUCUGGCCCAGGAGCUGGUGCGCGCCAGGAAGGGCCGUGGCCCAGCGCAGGGUGGCACCGGCACGGCCGUGCGUCUGCUCCAGGCCCUGGCAGCGCUGCUCAACUCGGCCCACGCCGGCGCCCUGGUCAUGGCCAUGCAGCGCAGCCACAACCUCUCUUGCCCACUGCUGCGGCAGCUGCACCUCUACCAGCGCUUGGUGUCUCAGGACGUGGCCUUCUCCUCUCUCUUCUUCAAUGCGGUGGUUCAGAUGCUCCGCUGGUUGGAUAACCCCGCUGUGGAGGCGGGACCUCUGCAGACGCUCCUGAAGUCAUUGGCUGCUCAGUACUCCCAUAAGCACCACAUCGCAGACGUGCGCGCAGGUUUCCUGCACCUGGCGGAGGUCCUGUCCCUGCGCCGGGACUCGGAGGUGGCCAUCAAGGGCCUCAUGGCCAGCCUCCGGGCAGGGGAGAGGUGCAACGCUGAGCCCGAGCUCAUAGGGAAAGUGUUGAAGGGCCUGGUGGAGAUCAGAUCUCCGUACUUGGAGGAGCUGCUGUCCCGGCUCAUGGCCGUUGGAAUGGCGGGCCCCGUCGCCAUGGUGAUCUCGCUCCUGCUCCAGGAGAUGGACGAGCAGGGGGUCAAGAUGGAGACUGAUGCCAAAAUUCCAGAGCUGAGCAGAUCUGGGGCCAGCGCGGGCCUGCUGGUGGACUGGCUGGCGAGGUUGGACCCGGAGGUCAUCUCUACAUGUCCAGAGCUUCAGCAGAAACUCCUGUUUGCAUUAAAUAAGACUAAAGGCUCUCAGGUGAGUCUUGCCCCCUCCUACAGGCCCUACCUGCUGGCCCUGCUUACCCACCAGUCCAACUGGAGCACCUUGCACAGGUGUAUCAGUGCCCUACUCAACAAGCACAGAGACGAGAGGCUGGACCCCAGCCCUGCUCUGGACUUCCUGUGGGCCUGUGGUCAUAUUCCUCGCAUCUGGCAGGGCAGAGACCAAAAGACGCCACAGAAGCGGACAGAGAAGUUUGUCUUGCGCCUGAAACCAGAGGAGCUCAUCAGCCUGGUGGACCUGAUCCUGUCCGAGUCCGAGCUGGACAGCCGCGACGCGUCCAGCGCCAAGACGGCCCUGGACCAGGCCUCCUGCACCCUCAUCCAAUCACGGCUGCCGCUCCUCCACAGCUGUUGCCACGGCGACAUAGAGAGUGUGAAGAAAGUGGCCGAGUACCUGAUUAACUGUGCCAGGAAGUGGGGGGACAGUGUGAUGAGCAAGCGGUGCCAGAAUCUGCUGCUCCAGAUCUACCUGUACUUCCCGGAGGUCAUCCAGCGCGUGGCGCUACCCGAGGCCGCACUGAGCAGCCAGGGGGCAGCAGAUGGCAGCACCUGCAAGCUGGAUGUGCUGGUGCAUCGUCUGAUUUCUCUGCUGGGGGACACCGGUGACUCCAAGUCUGCGGAGAGCCGGGCCUCAGAUGCCAACCUGGCCUGCCGGAGGCUGGCAGUGUCUCACCCAGUGCUGCUCCUCAGACACCUGCCCAUGAUUGCAGCUCUGAUGCAGGGCCGUGCACACCUGAACCUGCGGGAGCUACGGCAACAGAAUCACCUGACGUUCUUCAAUGACUCGCUGGCCAUCCUGGAGCUGCUGCAGCCGCUGGUCUUCCACAGCCACCACCAGGGGGCACUGCAGGACUGUCUGCUCUCCAUCAUCAAGGUCCUACAGAACUUCAGGAGGACGUCCCGCGUACCGACGGCCUUCAUCAGCAAGUUUGUGCAGUUCAUACAGAAAUACAUUACCCACGAUGCUGCAGCCGCCGUGACUUAUCUGCAGAAGCAUUCCCGUAUUCUACAGGGUCUUUCAUUAGAAAACCCAGAGCUGGUCCAGCUGAAGUGUCUGCUGGCCGGUCUGACACUGCCUGUGAGGAGUGGCUCCUCUGAGAGUCCAGUGGAGGACAGAGACGCAGAGGACUCAACAGGGUCCCUCCCUCUGGUCAGCAUCUCCGCCUCAACACCACUGACCGCCUCGGACAUGACCAAGUACCUGAGGAGGAUGUCCAGGGGAGAGGCCGUGGAAGAUGUACUAGAGGUUCUGACCGAAGUGGAGGAGAAAUCAAAGAGGAGCCCAGAAAUAAUCCAGCACUUCACCAAUGAUCUCCAGAGACUGAUGAGCUCGCCUGAGGAGCUGUGUCGGAACAUGGCCUUCAGCUUGGCCUUGCGCUGCGUCCAGAACACGCCCAGUCUGGCUGCUGAGUUUCUCCCUACCUUCAUGUACUGCAUGGGGAGUGGAGACAUUGACGUGGUGCAGACCGCUAUCAGGAAUUUACCAGAAUAUGUCCUCCUCUGUCAAGAACAUGCUGAUAUACUGCUUCACAAAGCCUUUCUGGUAGGGAUCUAUGGACAGAUUGAUACAAGCUCCAUCAUCUCUGAAUCAAUGAAGGUCCUCCAUAUGGAAGCCACCACAUAAAGCCCUACAAUGUGGCCAAGUUGCCUAGCAGCUGUGUCAUGAUUUGUUUUAUUCCACCCUUUCUAAUUUCUGAUAGAAUACCCACCUCCUGCAUUACUGCAAACUAUUUUUAUGUUGUACUUUCUCAAAGUGUCUAGUCUUUUCUGAGUAUUUGGUAAGUUUUGAUAGGACAUUUUUAUCAUUGCACAACAUCUAAUUGGACCAGGAGAAUGACUUCUAUGACUUUUAUUUCGUACUCGUUCAUGUCUUGCAUGACAGUAUUCCUGUUAUACUGUCCCAAUAUUCAUGAAUUAAUGAUUGUUAAAGAAAAAAAAACUAAUAAAUGACAAAGUUGUCAAUGUUUUUUUA